Messenger RNA from Exophiala viscosa, 1965 nucleotides. RefSeq lists its product as uncharacterized. Lineage: Eukaryota; Fungi; Ascomycota; Eurotiomycetes; Chaetothyriales; Herpotrichiellaceae. The coding region runs from base 1 to 1965 and encodes 654 amino acids. The transcript has a single exon. The record is from RefSeq and is a predicted model, not a curated record.
AUGCCCAACACCGCAUCACCGUUCAAGAUGCAUCGCCUGAGUCGGACACAUCUGGUCGUCGGCGCCGUCAUUUUGGUGGCCUUAUACCAGUCACUGUCCUACAUGCGGUCCAGUUAUGUUGCUGAACCUCAGAACGGCAGAGAUGCAGGCCUCCUGUACCAUUUCCUAGGCUCUAACACUACCCAACCGACGCAGCCGCUAAAGUAUGUAUCCUCGUCUGCAGACCUACGCAAAAGCAGUGGUAUAACCGUCGACUCGAUCGGCCAGCUCAUCGCAAACGCAAAUACAACCUUUGAAGAUCUCAUGGCCAAGAAGUCCACAAGUUUGAACGAGGCUGCAAAUACAUACCGUAUCAAACGUGGCCGACAUCCGCCUCCAGGCUUCGAUCAAUGGUACGAAUACGCAAUUUCUAACGAUGCCAUCAUCAUCGAAGACUUUUUUGACCAGAUCUACCACGAUUUGGAGCCGUUCUGGGCUCUUAGUGCUCGGGACAUCCGAGAUAGGGCUCGCAAUCUCGGUAUGCACGUGAGUAUUCUUAAUGCCACCGCCGAAGCCAAUACUGGCUGGUUCUGGCAUGUCAUCUGGGCCAGCAUGAUCAAUGAGGUCGCUUACAUGUUGCCGAACAUGGUUAUUCCACUCAAUGCAAUGGAUGAGCCAAGACUCAUGGUUCCAUUUGAGGACAUCACUACCUUCGUCGCCGAAGCGCACAACCACCGAGUCGUACCACAUCCUGAGCAGGUUACAGAUACCAUCACUGGAUGGACCGACAACGUUGAGCCAGAUCAACCAUACUUAGAUAUCGAGUGGUCCCAGUCUGCACCACUGUCAUUCGCCCGGGCGGCAUGCGCACCAGAUAGCCCUCUACGGUCGGAGCCUACAGCUUUACAUCUCAAUAUGGCAGUCCAACCCGAACACGAGCAGCAGCUGAACUUUAUGUUAGACGGCUUCAUUCGCAACUUCACGCUUGCUUCCGAUGUAUGUCAAGAUGCUAGUAUUGCUGCCUAUCAUGGAGCACUCACCAGCCCUCUCACCGCCUCGACCAGCCGAGACUUACUUCCCCUAUUCGGAGGCUCCAAAUUUGCGGUGAAUAAUGACAUCCUCAUACCCGCUCCAAUGUACUGGAAUGGAGAGGAGAGAUUCGAUGUUCAGGACGAGAACCCGUGGUCAUCAAAAACCAAUAGAGCGACCUGGCGAGGCACAGCUACUGGUGGGCGGCAUAACGCGCUCAACUGGCCCAACUUCCAUCGCCAUCGAUUCGUGGCUUUGACCAACGGCACGAAAUACUCUCUUGCAGAUGAGACUAGUGAUCGCAUCUUCACGUCGCUUCAGCAACGAUCUGCUCUAUCUCCGCUUCCUGCCAAUUUGCAGAAGAAUAUGAGUUUAUGGAUCACCAAGCAUAAUGAUAUUGCAUUUACAGACAUGUUCUGCGAUAUACCUUCCGAAGAGAGCCAGUGUUGGUACCUGUCAAACGAGUAUGCUGUUACUGAGAGCAUGAGUCUAUCUGAUCAGUACUCUUCAAAAUUCCUUCCGGACAUCGAUGGCAACUCCUUUUCGGGCCGAUAUCGUUCGUUCUUACAGAGCAACUCUGUACCCAUCAAGGCCACCUUGUAUCGUGAGUGGCAUGACUCUAGGUUGAUCUCUUGGAAACAUUUCGUCCCUAUGAACAACCGAUUCACGGACUACUACGCAAUCUUGAGCUACUUCGUGGGCUGCGACGAGGAUCUCUGUGGGAGCGAUGGGAAAUAUGAUGGGCAUGAUUCCGAGGGUGAAGAAAUUGCACGAGCUGGCAGGGAGUGGGCGGAGAAGGUGCUUAGAAAGGUCGACAUGCAGAUCUAUGCUGCGCGACUUCUUCUAGAGUAUGGCCGUCUUACGGACGACAACAGAGAUUCACUGGGCUGGGUCGAGGAUCUCAAAUACGAAGAUCUCAAGUCUGUUAAUCAGACGACAGACGUUGCUGACCCCUGA